Messenger RNA from Penicillium brevicompactum, 2232 nucleotides. RefSeq lists its product as uncharacterized. Bases 1 to 2232 code for a protein of 743 amino acids. Lineage: Eukaryota; Fungi; Ascomycota; Eurotiomycetes; Eurotiales; Aspergillaceae. Gene Ontology annotation, biological process: protein O-linked glycosylation via mannose. The record is from RefSeq and is a predicted model, not a curated record. Gene Ontology annotation, molecular function: dolichyl-phosphate-mannose-protein mannosyltransferase activity. The transcript has 4 exons. Gene Ontology annotation, cellular component: endoplasmic reticulum; membrane.
AUGGCGGGACUUGACACUGCCGUGAGCUCCGGGGCUAACCUGGAUUCUGACCUACGUCGGAGGAAUGUUCCUACUUCCAAGGCCAAUGUGGAUGCAACUAGGACAAUUGAUGAAGAAAAGAGCAAAUCCAAGCAGCAGUCCCCCUCAUUUCUCCAUGUACUCGCCCGCUGGGAACCGAUCAUUUUCCCCAUUGUUCUGACAGCUCUCGCCCUCUUCACUCGCUUGUACCAGAUCGGCCGAUCCAACAUCGUUACCUGGGAUGAGGCCCAUUUCGGUAAAUUCGGUUCUCACUACCUCAAGCGCGAGUUCUACUUCGAUGUACACCCCCCACUCGGAAAGAUGCUUGUUGGCCUGUCCGGCUAUCUUGCAGGCUACAACGGAUCUUUUGAAUUCAAGUCCGGCGAGAAGUACCCGGAAGAUGUGAACUAUACCUUCAUGCGAGCUUUCAACGCCGCUUUCGGUAUCGUCUGCGUUCCUCUGGCGUACUACACCGCUCGAGAGUUGAACUUCCGCAGAGCCACCGUCUGGUUAAUCAGUUUGAUGGUGUUGUGCGAGAAUUCGUACGCGACCAUCUCCCGAUUCAUUCUGCUCGACUCGAUGUUGCUUUGUUUCACGUUUACUACGACCAUGUGUUGGGCUCGGUUCCAUCGCCUGCAGCGCGCAAGCUUCUCUCUGGAAUGGUAUACUUGGCUUUGCCUGACCGGCUUGAGCAUUGGAUGUGUCUGCAGCGUCAAAUGGGUUGGUUUCUUCUGCACCGCUCUCGUGGGACUGUACACCAUCGACGAUCUAUGGAACAAGUUUGGCGACCUCAAGAUGCCCCAGGCUGUGCUUGCAAAGCACGUUGUGGUUCGCGUUGUCGGAUUGAUCGUCAUCCCCAUUUUGGUUUACAUGUUUUCCUUCUACAUGCACUUCUUGGUGCUUGCGAACAGUGGUCCCGGCGAUGCCCAGAUGAGCUCCCUUUUCCAAGCUAAUCUGCGAGGCACCGAGGUUGGCAGAGACAGCCCGCUUGAACUUGCAAUUGGAUCGCGCAUCACACUCAAGAACAUGGGAUACGGAGGAGGACUUCUACACUCUCACGUGCAGACCUUCCCAGAAGGAUCUCAACAGCAGCAGGUCACCUGCUAUCACCACAAAGAUGCCAACAACGACUGGUUCAUCUAUCCCAAUCGCCAGGAGGCGGACUAUGAUGCCGAUGCCGACCUGCGCUUUGUUGGCGACGGUGAUGUUAUCAGAUUGAUCCACGGACAGACAGGCCGUAAUCUGCAUUCUCACGCCAUCCCGGCUCCCAUCUCUAAAUCUCACCAUGAAGUCUCCUCCUACGGCAACAUUACUAUUGGUGACGAUAAGGAUCACUGGAAAGUGGAAGUGGUCGACGAUGUUGCAUCGAGAGAUCGCUCCAGGGUGCGCACACUCACCACAGCCUUCCGUCUCCGCCACCCAGUUCUGGGCUGCUACCUCCGUGCAGGAAACGUCAACCUACCCCAGUGGGGCUUCAAGCAGAUUGAAACCACAUGCACCAAGGAGAACAAGCCCAGUGACGUGUACACUCACUGGAAUGUUGAGUCUCACACCAAUGAACGCCUGCCACCUGGCGACCCUGGUUCGUACAAGUCGCCUUUCUUGAAGGAUUUCAUUCACCUGAAUGUGGCUAUGAUGACUUCCAACAACGCACUGGUUCCCGAUCCCGACAAGCAAGAUGAUUUGGCUUCCAAGUUCUGGCAGUGGCCAAUUCUCAACGUUGGCUUACGUAUGUGCUCUUGGGAUGACAGUGUUGUCAAAUACUAUCUGCUUGGAAACCCCCUCGUUUACUGGGGUAGCAGUGCCGGUCUUGUUGGAUUCGGCCUCCUGUUCCUGUGGCACCUUCUGCGUUGGCAAAGAGGCUACAAGGAUCUCAGCAACGCGGAUAUCGACCACAUCCACUACUCGGGAUUAUACCCAGUCAUUGGAUGGGUGUUACACUACCUUCCCUUCAUCAUCAUGGCCCGUGUGACAUAUGUCCACCACUAUUACCCAGCACUUUACUACGCCAUCCUGAACUUUGGUUUCUGCAUUGACUGGGUGACACGAAGAAUGAACCCUAGACUGGCCGCUGCAGUGUAUGCCCUGCUCUAUGUGGCUGUCAUCGGACUGUUCAUCCAUUUCCGAGCCAUCGUGUUUGGAAUGGAAGGUUCCAACCAGCAAUGGACGCAUCUUCGCUGGCUGUCCGGAUGGAAGAUUGCAAACCAAGCAUAG